Naegleria fowleri is the source of this 1302-nucleotide messenger RNA. RefSeq lists its product as uncharacterized. Bases 1 to 1302 code for a protein of 433 amino acids. The transcript has a single exon. Gene Ontology annotation, cellular component: endoplasmic reticulum. The record is from RefSeq and is a predicted model, not a curated record. Lineage: Eukaryota; Heterolobosea; Eutetramitea; Acrasida; Naegleriidae. Gene Ontology annotation, molecular function: protein binding. Gene Ontology annotation, biological process: endoplasmic reticulum unfolded protein response.
AUGUACUUGAUUUUAACCACAGGUGUGAUUGCCGCUUGUGUUGCCGUGUUGAUCAUUAUUUAUUUCCAGAGUCUUCAAAAACCCAAAGUGAAUCCGAAUACAACAGAUCAUCAAACAAAGGAGGAACAGCAGCCAUCAUCCUCGACGAUAAGCACUUCAGACUUGAAGAAGAAACAAAAAGGUUCUAGUGCAGUAUCAUCGCCAGCAACAUCGGAAGUUAUUGAUCAUGAGUUGCUCAUUGUAGAGGCUUCAACCAUCAAAGCACAGAAAAAAACCAAAAUUAUUGAUGAUGAUGUUAUUGAUAUGAGUACAUCCAAGCAUUAUACUGCAAUUUUGAAAAAAUCAGUGAAAUCUGUUCGACUGUUCCGAAAUGAAUUAUUAGUGAAGGAUAACAAGAAAUUCUAUGACAUUGAAAUUGGUAACAUUAAUGAUUAUGGAACUUGUAUUGCAUUAAAUCAGGAGGGAGAUAUGCUUGCUGUUACCAUUGACUAUGACAAUUACGUAAAGAUUUUUAAACUAAAUACCUCGCUCACAACAUCACACCAAAUUCAUGAAAAGCCUUACUCGCUUCCUCAUGAAAAGGCCAUGAUCAAGUCACUAAGGUUUUCUCCAAAUGGAAAGUAUUUGAUCGCGAUGAUGUAUGGCUGUGACGACAUAUCCAUUUAUAAUGUGAAAAAUGGUGAGCGCGAAACAAUUAAGAGCGGCCAACUUCAGAAUUAUAUGUUUUGUUUGACAGACUCUUACUUGAGCGUUGCUGGCUUCUCUUCAACUUUAAAGGUUUUUAAAACAUUCUUUGAAUCCACAACUGAGACUGAUAUGGAUGAUUCCAAGAAAAAUAAGAAAAAGAAGGAAAUCGUGCAUGUAUCAAAAGGCAACACCUCAACUGUUGUCAAGCACAGAGAGUUGAUGGGUUGUAAAAGUAGCGUUUCAUUUGUUGAUAUUUAUAACGACCAGGCAAUUGUAACGACUACGAAAGAUGGAGUAGUUCGACUCUUUGACCUUGAAGCCAUGGAACGUAAUGUCAUUGCUGAAGCAGAUAUCAAGAUAUUGACGAACGAGGUUGUUUCAAACUUCUCUCAAGUAUUUAUGUGUUCUGAAACAACAUUUUGUGCAAUUGGCUUGAAUAGCGAAAUUGUUUUCUUUGAAAGGGAUGGAAAGACAUUCAAACUCAAACAAUUAAUUGACAAAACUGUUCAAUCAGGUGCUUCCCUUCUUGCUGCUCAACUCAAUCCAAAGAGAAAAGUAUUAAUCACAUGCUCAAGUGACGCAUUUAUUAGGCUUUGGAAGGUGCCUUCUCAAUAA